AUGUCCUUUCCCCUCAAGGGCCGUACCGCCUUCAUCACCGGUGCCAGUCGUGGCAUUGGUCUCGAAAUCAGUAAAUCCCUCGCCCGUCUGGGCGCCUCUGUAGCCGUAGCGGCCAAGAGUGCUUCUCCGCAUCCCAAAUUGGCAGGAACUAUUCAUAGUGCCGUGGAGGAAAUUGAGCGAAUUGGAGAGGAGAGUGGGAGUGGAGCAAAAGGAUUGGCGAUUCAGCUUGAUGUUAGGGAUGAGAAGGCGGUGGAGGAAGCGAUUGAGCAGACUGUAGGACGGUUUGGGGGGUUGGAUUAUGCGGUUAACAACGCAUCAGCCAUCAGCAUGAAGCCUACCCUGGAAGCAACGCCCAAGCAGCUCGACCUAAUGCUGCAGAUCAACGCCCGCGGCACCUGGCUCGUUUCACGCUACGCCCUCCCACACCUCCUCAAGUCAGCCUCUUCCUCCUCCUCGCAAGGUCGCAGUCCACAUAUCCUCACCCUUGCUCCGCCUCUGAGCCACGAGACGUUCACCACGACGCUCACGGAGCGAGGGGGUUGCUGGCCUGAGCAAUUUGCACAGACUGCCAGCGCCUACACCCUCGCCAAGGGGGGCAUGGCUCUGGUUAACCUCGGCCUCUCCGCCGAGCUAGCGGGAAGUGGGGUAGGCGUAAACUCCCUCUGGCCCUACACCCUCAUUGGUACAUCUGCCAUGCGCAUCGUCUCCCGUGAUGCGGCAGUAGAGGAGAGAACUUGGCGCUCACCGGAAAUUGUGGCAGAGGCCGCAGUGCGGAUGCUGCAGGAAGAUGGGAAGAAGUUCAAUGGACGGAGUAUCAUUGAUGAGAUCUACCUACGGAGGGAGUGUGGCUUUAGUGAGGAGCAGAUGAGGAAAUACUCGUUGGGAGGCGAGCAGGUGAAGAUGGAAGAUUUGGCACUGGAUCUUUGGAUCUCCAAGUCCCUCCAGGAGGACGUCGCCAAGGCCAGAAAGGGUCAAUGA
Messenger RNA from Microstroma glucosiphilum, 978 nucleotides. RefSeq names its product NAD(P)-binding protein. The transcript has 3 exons. The record is from RefSeq and is a predicted model, not a curated record. Bases 1 to 978 code for a protein of 325 amino acids. NCBI's taxonomy places the organism in Eukaryota, Fungi, Basidiomycota, Exobasidiomycetes, Microstromatales, Microstromataceae. Gene Ontology annotation, cellular component: mitochondrion.